This is a messenger RNA of Apaloderma vittatum (bar-tailed trogon), 465 nucleotides long. Its product is annotated as zinc finger protein 3-like. NCBI's taxonomy places the organism in Eukaryota, Metazoa, Chordata, Aves, Trogoniformes, Trogonidae. The record is from RefSeq and is a predicted model, not a curated record. The annotation marks the transcript as partial. The transcript has a single exon.
CAGAACUCGGGCCUGCUCCGCCACGCCAACUUUCACACGGGUGAGAAACCCUACAAGUGUCCCCAGUGCGGGAAGCGCUUCAGCGACAGCUCCAACCUCAUUGCCCACCAGCGGCUCCACACGGGCGAGAAGCCCUACAAAUGUGCUGACUGCAACAAGUGCUUCAGUGAGAGCUCCAAGCUGGUCAUCCACCGGCGUGUCCACACAGGUGAGAAGCCGUACUUGUGCCCUGACUGUGGGAAGAGUUUCAGCCAGCGCUCGCACCUUGUCCAGCACCGUCGCACCCACACUGGGGAGAAGCCCUACAAGUGUGCCGAGUGUGGGACCUGCUUCAGUGACAACUCUACCCUCAUCCGUCAUCGUCGCACCCACACUGGGGAGAAACCUUUCAAGUGCUCCCACUGUGGGAAGAGCUUCAGUCGCAACUCCUACUUAGUAUCACACCAGCGGGUGCACGUGUGGUAG